ACUUUCCAAGUGGAAGAAAGACCACACCCCGUUAGACGACAAUCAACGUGAAGCAUUCUCAUCCUUCACAUUUUAAAUCACUUAAAGCACACACCACAAAGCCAUAUUCACGCUUAUAUUUUGUAACUUCCAAAGUACCACUCAUAUUCCUUGUUGUCCCCUCACUGGGGUUGAUUUUCUAAUUUUCUUGCAUGUAAGAAGACCCUACUUUGGGAUUUCGUAAAUCGUUGCUCCGGAAUUAGUACUUGUUCAGUUCAGCAAUAAAGUUUCAAAGCGAUAUAAAAUAAACACUCUGCUUCCUUACCCUUCUGCCCUGAAUAAAAUAUAUAACCAAAAAUAUAGUAAGCUUAAAUGAGAUUUCAAUUGGCUCUACAUUUUUUCACUCUUUUUUGUGUUUUCAACUGUAAGGUAAAUAAACUAUAAUGAGCUAGAAGUCUGUCUCUGACGUGGUGGACGUUGAUCAAGAAUCUACACCAGCCGCUUGUGACUUUGUUUCUGGAGCAGGAGGAGCUUAUUUCUAGUGCCAUGAAGAGAACAAGUGAAUGGAUUUUUCCUCAUGAGUUUCCAAGUGAUGUCACUGUUCAAGUUGGUGAAGCUUCCUUUUCGUUGCACAAGUUUCCUUUAAUUUCAAAGUGUGGAUACAUAAGAAAACUGGUCUCAGAAUCCAGCGAUGCUGAUGUUUCAUUCAUUGAACUCUAUGAUGUCCCUGGUGGAGCAGAAGCAUUUGAACUAGCAGCAAAAUUCUGCUAUGGGAUAAACUUCGAAAUAAGCAUUGAAAACAUUGCAAUGCUUAGGUGUGCGGCAGAGUAUCUUGAGAUGACAGAGGACUAUUCAAUUGGGAAUUUAGUGGGAAGGAGUGAUUCAUACUUGAAUGAAGUGGCACUUAACAGUAUUGCUGGGGCUGUGUCUAUCUUACAUAUGUCAGAACAACUCUUUCCAUUUGCAGAGAAAGCGAAAUUGGUGAGCCGGUGCAUAGAUGCCAUUGCAUUCAUAGUUCCUAAGGAAAGUCAAUUUUGUUCAUCUAGAAGAAGAGAUAUUAGCAGUGAUGGCUUGGGAUGUCACCAAAAGCAAGUAGUUGAUUGGUGGGUUGAAGAUCUCACAGUUCUCAGAAUUGACAUUUUCCAAAGAGUUAUAGUUGCAAUGAUGGCAAGAGGGUUUAAACAGUAUGCUGUUGGUCCUAUUGUAAUGCUCUAUGCACAGAAAUCACUACGAGAUUUGGAGAUAUUUGGGAAGGGUAGGAAGAAGAUGGAACCACAAGAAGAGCACGAGAAGAGGGUUGUUAUAGAGACACUAGUGAACCUUCUUCCAAGGGAGAAGAAUGCAAUGUCAGUGAGCUUUCUUUCUAUGUUGCUUCGGGCAGCGACAUAUCUUGAGACAACUGUUGCUUGCAGGCUUCAUUUGGAGAAGAGAAUGGCCAUGCAAUUGGGACAAGCUGUUUUGGACGAUCUUCUUAUCCCUUCUUAUUCAUUUACGGGGAACACUUUGUUUGAUGUAGAUACAGUGCAGCGAAUCAUGAUGUGUUACCUUGAAUCUGAAAUGGGAAAUUAUUCAGAAUGUAGUGCAGAUGAUGAAUACUUCUCUCCUUCACAAAAAGGUAUUUACAGGGUUGGAAAGCUAAUGGAGAACUACCUUGCGGAAAUAGCUGCAGACAGAAAUUUACCCGUUUCAAAGUUUAUUAGUCUUGCUGAACUAAUUCCUCAGCAUGCUAGACCAACAGAAGAUGGCAUGUAUAGAGCCGUAGACAUUUAUCUCAAGGCUCAUCCUAUUCUAAGUGACAUGGAGAGAAAGAAAGUUUGCAGCGUAAUGGAUUGCCAGAGGUUAUCACGAGAAGCAUGUGCACACGCUGCUCAAAACGACAGGCUUCCGAUCCAAACGGUGGUUCAAGUUAUUUACCAUGAACAGCAACGUCUUCGCGAAACCAUGGACGGCAACGUAGGUUGGGAUUCUCUAUCGGCUCCAGAAAAGGUGAAUGUAUACUCCAAUGAACUUAAUCCAGUUUCAAAUGAGAUCUUCAGCUUAAGAAGAGAAAAUGAAGAACUAAAAUUAGAGAUAGUGAAAUUGAAAAUGAAAUUAAAAGAGAUUGAUAAAUUUGCAAUUAAAUCAGCGUCAAGCACUCCUGUAAUAUAUGCUUCACCUCCUGUUGGUAAGCCUCCUCUGCAUCGAAUAUCAUUUCUAAACUCAGUGUCCAAAAAACUUGGCCGUCUUUCUCCUUUUCCACGCGCCGAUUCGGUCACAGCUCCUCCCAAAGGUCGCACAAAACCGGAUAAGAAUCGACGCCACUCCAUAUCCUAGAACUAUUGCCACAGGUUCUUUCAUGUUUUCAGAGGCUUGUAAACAGAACUAGCCUUUCCUAGUUUUGCUUUAGUGUUUUACUCAUGCAAACAUCAAGAACUUUAAAUGUAUUUAUUAUAGGGUGAUAAAAAUAACAGAAUUUCUCAGUCAUUGCUUGCAUUUCAGUCUAGCUGGAGAGGGGCGAUAAUAAUGUUUUCCUACGAAAAUAAGAAAAAAAAAUAUUUUUUUUAAGUAUAUGUCCACUGCACAAAUAUAAAAUUAAUAUAUAUUUUUUUAUUAAAAACAAUAUUAUUUAACGUCAUUAAUAUAUUAAAUUUUGUAAUAUUGGGUGACUUUUAAUAAAAAUUGACUGUAGAUAAAUUCUUGUUAUGUAUUUUUGAAAACACAUGAAUGAAAAAAAUCAAUUUAUCAUCCGUAUUUAUUCCAAAAAACUAGUGUUAUUGUUAGAAACAGAUUGUGUCUAAUUCAUUGCCAAAAUUUAGUGAAAAAAAUUAUUAUCUCAACCUUAUAAACAAUAUUCUGGUCAUAUUUUUACUUAAAACAGGACAUUUUAAUAUUUCCUAUUCAUCAUGUGCACAAGUAAUUCUAAAAUCUUAUAUUUACCAGCAUUUUUAUUCUUGGCAAGCAACAAAUAAAGGCAUAGAUUGGACAAUGUGAAAGAUUUUCAUUUUAUUCAGUCAUUAAAAGUGUAAUAUCAUAGCUACUUACUAAAUAUUCAAAUACUUGUAAUUCUGUCUGUGAUG
Molecule: messenger RNA, 3035 nt
Organism: Abrus precatorius (Indian licorice)
Lineage: Eukaryota; Viridiplantae; Streptophyta; Magnoliopsida; Fabales; Fabaceae
Product: BTB/POZ domain-containing protein SR1IP1-like
Exons: 5
Coding region: 526-2292 (588 amino acids)
Molecular function (GO): protein binding
Source: RefSeq, a predicted model, not a curated record